AGUCGCCGCCGAGGCCGCGGAACCGAGAAAGUGCGCGAAGGGGACGCGCUGCGAGCGCACACGUGACGGCGCGGCGCCGAGCCGAGCGGGACCCGGCGGCAGCGGCGGCGGCGGGCGCAGCGGGGCGGCCCGGAGCGGCGCGGGCGGCCUGGAGCCCCGGGAGCGGCGCGCGCGGCCCCGGCCCAGCCGCUGUCCCGGCCUCGCGCUGCACAUUCUCUCCUGGCGGCGGCGCCACCUGCAGUAGCGUUCGCCCGAACAUGGCGACACGGAGCAGCAGGAGGGAGUCGCGACUCCCCUUCCUAUUCACCCUGGUCGCGUUGCUGCCGCCCGGGGCUCUCUGCGAGGUCUGGACGCAGAGACUGCACGGCGGCCGCGCGCCCUUGCCCCAGGACCGGGGUUUCCGCGUGGUGCAGGGCGACCCGCGCGAGCUGCGGCUGUGGGCGCGCGGAGAUGCCAGGGGGGCGAGCCCCGCGGACCAGAAGCCGCUCCGGACGCGACGGAGCGCUGCCCUGCAGCCCGAGCCCAUCAAGGUGUAUGGACAGGUCAGUCUGAACGACUCCCACAAUCAGAUGGUGGUGCACUGGGCUGGAGAGAAAAGCAACGUGAUUGUGGCCUUAGCCCGGGACAGCCUGGCCUUGGCGAGACCCAAGAGCAGUGACGUGUACGUGUCUUAUGACUAUGGAAAAUCAUUCAAUAGGAUUUCAGAGAAACUCAACUUUGGUGUGGGAAAUAGCAGUGGAGCUGUGAUCGCCCAGUUCUACCACAGUCCUGCAGACAACAAGCGGUACAUCUUUGCGGAUGCUUAUGCCCAGUACCUCUGGAUCACAUUUGACUUCUGUAACACUAUCCAUGGCUUUUCUAUCCCAUUCCGGGCAGCAGAUCUCCUCCUGCACAGUAAGGCCUCCAACCUCCUCCUGGGCUUCGACAGGUCUCACCCCAACAAGCAGCUGUGGAAGUCUGAUGAUUUUGGCCAGACCUGGAUCAUGAUUCAGGAACACGUCAAGUCCUUCUCUUGGGGAAUCGACCCCUAUGACAAGCCAAACACCAUCUAUGUGGAACGACAUGAACCCUCUGGUUACUCCACAGUUUUUCGAAGUACAGAUUUCUUUCAGUCCCGGGAAAACCAGGAAGUGAUCCUUGAGGAAGUGAGAGACUUUCAGCUUCGGGACAAGUACAUGUUUGCUACCAAGGUGGUGCGUCUCCUGGGCAGUCAACAGCAGUCUUCUGUCCAGCUCUGGGUCUCCUUUGGCCGGAAGCCCAUGCGAGCAGCCCAGUUUGUCACAAGACACCCUAUUAAUGAAUAUUACAUCGCGGAUGCCUCGGAGGACCAGGUGUUUGUGUGUGUCAGUCAUAGUAACAACCGCACUAAUUUAUACAUCUCAGAGGCAGAGGGGCUGAAAUUCUCCCUGUCCUUGGAGAAUGUGCUGUAUUAUAGCCCAGGAGGGGCCGGCAGUGACACCUUGGUGAGGUAUUUUGCAAAUGAGCCAUUUGCUGACUUCCAUCGAGUGGAAGGGUUACAAGGAGUGUACAUUGCUACUCUGAUUAAUGGUUCUAUGAAUGAAGAGAACAUGAGAUCAGUCAUCACCUUUGACAAAGGGGGAACCUGGGAAUUUCUUCAGGCUCCAGCCUUCACAGGAUAUGGAGAGAAAAUCAAUUGUGAGCUUUCUCAGGGCUGUUCCCUCCACUUGGCCCAACGCCUCAGUCAGCUGCUCAGCCUCCAACUCCGGAGAAUGCCCAUCUUGUCCAAGGAGUCAGCCCCCGGCCUCAUCAUUGCCACCGGCUCCGUGGGAAAGAACUUGGCUAGCAAGACCAACGUGUACAUCUCUAGCAGUGCUGGAGCCAGGUGGCGAGAGGCGCUUCCUGGACCUCACUACUAUACUUGGGGAGACCACGGCGGCAUCAUCAUGGCCAUAGCCCAGGGCAUGGAAACCAACGAGCUGAAAUACAGUACAAAUGAAGGUGAGACCUGGAAGACAUUCAUCUUCUCCGAGAAGCCUGUGUUUGUGUAUGGGCUCCUCACAGAACCUGGGGAGAAGAGCACUGUUUUCACCAUCUUCGGCUCCAACAAGGAGAAUGUCCACAGCUGGCUCAUCCUCCAGGUCAAUGCCACCGAUGCCUUGGGCGUUCCCUGCACAGAGAAUGACUACAAACUGUGGUCACCGUCCGAUGAGCGGGGGAAUGAGUGUUUGCUGGGGCACAAGACUGUUUUCAAACGGAGGACCCCCCAUGCAACAUGCUUCAACGGAGAAGACUUUGACAGACCAGUGGUCGUGUCCAACUGCUCCUGCACCCGGGAGGACUAUGAAUGUGACUUUGGCUUCAAGAUGAGUGAAGAUUUGUCCCUAGAGGUGUGUGUUCCAGACCCAGAAUUCUCCGGAAAGUCAUACGCCCCACCUGUGCCUUGUCUUGUGGGUUCUACUUAUAGGAGAACAAGAGGCUACCGGAAGAUUUCGGGGGACACCUGCAGUGGAGGAGAUGUUGAAGCACGACUAGAAGGAGAACUGGUUCCUUGUCCCCUGGCAGAGGAGAAUGAGUUCAUCCUGUACGCCAUGCGGAAGUCCAUCCACCGCUACGACCUCGCUUCUGGAACCACAGAGCAGUUGCCUCUCAGUGGACUGCGGGCAGCUGUGGCCCUGGACUUUGACUAUGAGCGUAACUGCUUAUAUUGGUCUGACCUGGCCUUGGACAUCAUCCAGCGCCUCUGUUUGAAUGGGAGUACAGGACAAGAAGUGAUCAUCAAUUCUGGCCUGGAGACAGUGGAAGCUUUGGCCUUUGAACCCCUUAGCCAGUUACUUUACUGGGUGGAUGCUGGCUUCAAGAAGAUUGAGGUAGCUAAUUCAGAUGGUGACUUCCGACUUACGAUUGUCAAUUCUUCUGUACUGGAUCGACCCAGGGCUCUGGUCCUAGUGCCUCAAGAGGGGGUGAUGUUCUGGACCGACUGGGGGGACCUGAAGCCUGGGAUUUAUCGGAGCAACAUGGACGGCUCUGCUGCUCAUCGUCUUGUUUCAGAGGACGUGAAGUGGCCCAAUGGCAUCUCUGUGGAUGACCAGUGGAUCUACUGGACGGAUGCCUACCUGGACUGCAUUGAACGGAUCACUUUCAGUGGCCAGCAACGCUCAGUCAUUCUGGAUAACCUCCCGCACCCCUAUGCCAUUGCUGUCUUCAAGAAUGAAAUCUACUGGGACGACUGGUCACAGCUCAGCAUAUUCCGAGCUUCCAAAUACAGUGGGUCUCAAAUGGAGAUUCUGGCAAGCCAGCUCACAGGACUGAUGGACUUGAAGAUUUUCUAUAAAGGGAAGAACACUGGAAGCAAUGCCUGUGUGUCCAGGCCAUGCAGCCUGCUGUGCCUGCCCAAGGCCAACAACAGCAGAAGCUGCAGGUGUCCAGAGGGAGUGGCCAGCAGUAUCCUCCCUUCUGGGGAUCUGAUGUGUGACUGCCCUCGGGGCUAUCAGCUAAGGAACAACACCUGUGUCAAGGAAGAGAACACCUGUCUUCGCAACCAGUAUCGCUGCAGCAACGGGAACUGUAUCAACAGCAUCUGGUGGUGUGAUUUUGACAAUGACUGUGGAGACAUGAGCGAUGAGAGAAAUUGCCCUACCACCAUCUGUGAUCUGGACACCCAGUUCCGCUGCCAGGAGUCUGGGACAUGUAUCCCACUGUCCUAUAAAUGUGACCUUGAGGAUGACUGUGGAGACAACAGUGAUGAAAGUCACUGUGAAAUGCACCAGUGCCGGAGUGACGAGUACAACUGCAGCUCUGGUAUGUGUAUCCGCUCCUCCUGGGUGUGUGACGGGGACAAUGACUGCAGGGACUGGUCUGACGAAGCCAACUGCACCGCCAUCUAUCACACCUGUGAGGCCUCCAACUUCCAAUGCCGCAACGGGCACUGCAUCCCCCAGCGGUGGGCGUGUGACGGUGACACAGACUGCCAAGAUGGUUCUGACGAGGAUCCGGUUAACUGUGAGAAGAAGUGCAAUGGAUUCCGCUGCCCAAAUGGCACUUGCAUCCCAUCUAGCAAACAUUGUGACGGACUGCGCGACUGCUCUGACGGAUCCGAUGAACAGCACUGUGAACCUCUCUGUACGCGCUUUAUGGACUUCGUGUGUAAGAACCGCCAGCAGUGCCUCUUCCACUCCAUGGUGUGUGAUGGGAUCAUCCAGUGCCGGGAUGGAUCAGACGAGGAUGCCACCUUUGCAGGAUGCUCCCAAGACCCCGAGUUCCACAAGGUCUGUGAUGAGUUCGGUUUCCAGUGUCAGAAUGGAGUGUGCAUCAGUUUGAUUUGGAAAUGCGACGGGAUGGACGACUGUGGUGACUACUCCGAUGAAGCCAACUGUGAAAACCCCACAGAAGCCCCAAACUGCUCUCGCUACUUCCAGUUCCGCUGUGAGAAUGGCCACUGCAUCCCAAACAGGUGGAAGUGUGACAGGGAGAACGACUGUGGAGAUUGGUCUGAUGAGAAGGAUUGUGGAGAUUCACAUGUUCUGCCCUCCCCCACUCCUGGGCCCUCCACGUGCCUGCCCAAUUACUUCCGCUGCAGCAAUGGGGCCUGUGUGAUGGACACCUGGGUGUGUGAUGGGUACCGGGAUUGUGCAGAUGGCUCUGACGAGGAAGCCUGCCCCUCACUUGCAAAUGUCACUGCUGUCUCCACUCCCACUCAGCUUGGGCGAUGUGACCGAUUUGAGUUUGAGUGCCGCCAACCAAAGAAGUGCAUCCCCAACUGGAAGCGCUGUGAUGGCCACCGGGAUUGCCAGGAUGGCCAGGAUGAGGACAACUGCCCCACACACAGCACCUUGACCUGUAUGAGCAGGGAGUUCAAGUGUGAGGACGGCGAGGCCUGCAUUGUACUCUCGGAGCGCUGCGAUGGCUUCCUGGACUGCUCGGAUGAGAGUGACGAGGCGGCCUGCAGUGAUGAGUUAACUGUAUACAAAGUACAGAAUCUUCAGUGGACAGCUGAUUUCUCUGGGGAUGUAACUUUGACCUGGAUGCGACCCAAAAAAAUGCCCUCUGCUUCUUGUGUAUAUAAUGUCUACUACAGGGUGGUUGGAGAGAGUAUAUGGAAGACUCUGGAGACUCACAGCAACAAAACAAACACUGUAUUAAAAGUCUUGAAACCAGACACCACGUAUCAAGUUAAAGUACAGGUUCAAUGCCUAAGCAAGGCACACAACACCAAUGACUUUGUGACCCUGCGGACUCCAGAAGGGUUGCCAGAUGCCCCUCGAAAUCUCCAGCUGUCACUCCACAGGGAAGCAGAAGGUGUGAUUGUUGGACACUGGACUCCUCCCAUCCACACCCACGGUCUCAUUCGAGAGUACAUUGUAGAAUAUAGCAGGAGCGGUUCCAAGAUGUGGGCCUCCCAGAGGGCUACUAGUAACUCUACAGAAAUAAAGAACUUACUGGUCAACGCUCUGUACACCGUCAGAGUGGCUGCGGUGACUAGUCGUGGAAUAGGAAACUGGAGCGAUUCUAAAUCCAUUACCACCAUAAAAGGAAAAGUGAUCCCACCGCCAGAUAUCCACAUUGACAGCUAUGGUGAAAAUUCGCUAAGCUUUACCCUGACCAUGGAUGGAGACAUCAAGGUGAAUGGCUAUGUGGUGAACCUUUUCUGGACAUUUGAUGCCCACAAACAAGAGAAGAGAACCUUGAACUUCCGAGGGAGCGCACUGUCUCACAAAGUUGGUAAUCUGACAGCUCAUACAUCCUAUGAGAUUUCUGCCUGGGCCAAGACUGACUUGGGAGAUAGUCCUCUAGCAUUUGAGCAUGUUGUGACCAGAGGGGUUCGCCCACCUGCUCCGAGCCUCAAAGCCAAGGCCAUCAACCAGACUGCAGUGGAAUGCUCUUGGACUGGCCCCAGGAAUGUGGUUUAUGGUAUCUUCUACGCUACAUCCUUUCUUGACCUCUAUCGAAACCCAAAGAGCUUGACUACUUCACUCCACAACAUGACAGUGAUUGUCAGUCAGGAUGAGCAGUAUUUGUUUCUGGUCCGGGUGUUGGUACCUUACCAAGGGCCGUCCUCUGACUACGUUGUAGUGAAGAUGAUCCCAGACAGCAGGCUUCCACCCCGUCACCUGCAUGCAGUUCAUACAGGCAAAACUUCCGCUGUCAUCAAGUGGGAAUCACCAUAUGACUCUCCUGACCAGGACUUGUUCUAUGCAAUUGCAGUUAAAGAUCUGAUAAGAAAGACUGACAGGAGCUACAAACUAAAAUCCCGCAACAGUACCAUGGAGUACACCCUUAAUAAGUUGGAACCUGGAGGGAAAUACCAUGUCAUUGUCCAACUGGGGAACAUGAGCAAAGAUUCCAGCAUAAAAAUUACCACAGUUUCAUUGUCAGCACCUGAUGCCUUAAAAAUCAUAACAGAAAAUGAUCACGUUCUUCUGUUUUGGAAAAGCCUAGCUUUAAAGGAAAAGCAUUUUAAUGAAAGCAGGGGCUACGAGAUACACAUGUUUGAUAGUGCCAUGAAUCUCACAGCUUACCUUGGGAAUACUACUGACAAUUUCUUUAAAAUUUCCAACCUGAAGAUGGGUCAUAAUUAUACUUUCACUGUCCAAGCACGAUGCCUUUUUGGCAGCCAGAUCUGUGGGGAGCCUGCUGUCCUGCUGUAUGAUGAGCUGGGGUCUGGUGGAGAUACAGCCGCCAUUCAGGCUGCCAGGUCUACUGAUGUUGCUGCCGUGGUGGUUCCCAUCUUGUUCCUGAUACUGCUGAGCCUGGGGGUCGGGUUUGCCGUCCUGUACACAAAACAUCGGAGGCUACAGAGCAGCUUCACUGCUUUUGCUAACAGCCACUACAGCUCAAGGCUAGGUUCAGCAAUCUUCUCCUCGGGGGAUGAUCUGGGAGAAGACGAUGAAGAUGCUCCUAUGAUUACAGGAUUUUCAGAUGACGUCCCCAUGGUGAUAGCCUGAAACUGCUUUCCUCACUAGGAACCAAAUGGUUCUACAGAGAAAGUGCUAAACAUGCUCACAGCGAUGGAGGCGACCUAACGCUUGACCACUCCAUCCAGUCCACGACAGCAGCUGCACUGGGCUUUGUUCAUUUAUUCUCUCUAGAAGAUAAGCUGUGCUUUCAUCCUUCUGCCAUUAAAAUGCCACCCCUGUCUUCAAAUCAUGGUCACUUGAAAGUUAUGUGGAUCCGUUGUGGACUGACAUCUGUCUUUAGACUUGGUGUUGUGGGCACCAAUGUCUAGCAUUACUGUGACUUGCACUGUAUGAACAACCUCGCUGCAGAAUUUCCUCCCAGCUGAGAAGCAGCAAGCUCUGGGAAUAUUCCAAAGUCAUGCCGAUGAGUAUGUGUCCUUCAUAUGCAAGCUUCGUGAAGCCCCAGCUCCCCUUGAAUGCAACGUGUCGUCUUCUCCCAGGUGUUUUGUUUUUCUUUUAACCAAAAGUAUCAUUCUUGGGUGGUAAUAAAGUUUCAUUCAAUCUCAGGAUUGUUUGGAAAACAAAGAGCCAAUUUUUUUAGUUUUAAAAAUUUGUUUAUAUCUUAGAUGGGGGAGUAUUUUGACCUGUAGACAUUUAGGGUAGGCCUCUAGUUCCUGUUACUGAAUGGCAGUAAUAAUGGGCCUUCCUCUGGCUUAUUUUCUUUCCUCACUCCCCCUUUUUGAUUUUUUUUCUUUCCAGACUGAAUUUUUUGGGCUUUGUCUUGUUUUGCUUUGGAGCUUUUAACCUCCGAGCCUACCACCUCUGCUUUAAUAAACUCUUUAAGAUUAACAAGUGUGGUGGGAGACAAGUCAUUUAAUUGAACCACUAGAAAGUCUAUUUUGUUCUUCUGCCAACUUUUUGGUGGCAUUUAUAGAAAGCUGAUGUAAAAGGCUCUGAGAUAUUAUUUUCAAUGACUCCACAAGCAAGCCUUUUUACAGAGCAUGUCUUCAGUUGGCAACUCGAGACAUUUCAAGCAUCCGGUUCUGGUCACCAGUGCCUCCCCAUGCCUAGUGCACAGUCCUGUACAGGCCGCCAUCACCCCUCUCCUUGGAAGACGCCACUGUGCUGUUUGAAAACAAGCAGCCUUUUAGGGCUAGAGUAUUUUAUAUAAACAGAAGAGCUAAGGUCCUGAAGACUAAGCUAGAUAGAUGCAGCUAAGUGUAAAUCAUAUAUUUUUAUGAACUUCUGAAGCACGCACUCCUGUUCCCCCCCACAUAGCUCUGUGGGGGUUUUGAUGUAUCUAUGCUGUCUGCAAGAUUCCAGAGGUUGGAGUGACCGUAGGAAAUGGGAACAACCUUUGAAAGUGAAGCUGGAUAACUUCACCUUUUGGAGAUAACUCUUCAUUGUGACCCCUUGGACCCCUGAUUACUUGCAAAAAGGGGCCUUUUGUACUGUGUUGGAGAUGCCCCAUUGAAAGUUCCCAGUGUUUGUGGAAAAAUUAUAUUCUAUCCCAGAAUAUCAGGAAUGUCAGUUGCUUGCAUCCCUGCAAACAGUGAUGGGCCACUAAAAUUUGAUGGGCAGGGUAAUUGAGCGUGAGCUUUCUCUGGAAGUUGAUUUUGCCCUUUUCUGUAUUGAACACACCUGGAGCUUUGUGAGACAUGGGUCCACGUGGAUGAAAGGAUGUUCCAGAGAGAGGCCAUGUCUGAGCAGGUGGGUUUCCAGAGGAGAAGUAACUACUGGGCACCCUGGUGAGCUAGAUAGGUAGUUGUGCUGCUGGGUAACAGGAACCUCUGACUUUUAGAAGAAUGGCUCCCAGGAUUUGGGCUGUGGUAGGGUCACUAGGGGUACUUAUUUGUGGGGUGAACUGUGGGUAGGAGACACACAGCUGCAUGAUUUCUUCUCACCAUCAUGUGUGGCUACAUACUCACCAGUUUAGGGAAUAUAACUCUUCUGAAAACACUGGGUAUUUGGAGGGAACUGGGGAGAGCAAUGGGAUGGUGAGCCCUUUAUAGAUACACUCCCACUUCUCCUUAGAGAAUCCUGCUUUCAGAUACCCACCCCAGAGGUCAUCGCAUCCAAUAAGAUUGUGUCUCCUGCACUUUCCUAAGAGCCAAAACCCCAUUCUGCCAGGUUUGGUCAUACCCUCUCCCACUAAAGGGGUCAAGGUGAAUUCCCUAGAAUUCUCUCUCUUUUCAGCAGAGACUAGGGGUGGGGGGGUUCCCAUCGAGACGAGAUCCAGAGAUAGAGCCAAGCAGAGUGCCACUCCCCAGAGUGAUUGUAGGAAUUGACUCUAAACCUCUGCAGAAUCUUCACUCAUGUUGAGAUUGUAUCUUGACAUUCCUAUUAUGUUAUUUUUCUUAACGGGAGUGUGUGCUGCCUUUCAGGUACAAUUUUUGUGUAAUAAAAGCCAGUGCAUUAAGUUUAUAUAGACUACUUUCUAUGCAAGACUGAGAUAUGGAAUAGAUAGCAAGAUGUGCAUACUGUUGGGUACAUGGACAGGAAGUAGGUUUUUGGAAGGAGUCACCACCACCGAGCAUGGGUUGAGGGAGGAUAGGUUGUGCAUAUGUUUCUGCCCACUAAUUUUGAGCAGCCAUAUUAUGAAUUAAAUCAUCAAAGCCAAGUAAUAACCCAAGAAUGGUAUUAGUUUCAUGUGUAAUAGCUCAAAUGGAGUAAGCAUGAAUGCUGAAGCGGAACAUUAUCCUCAGAUAUUCCAUGUCACUUCUCAUUUAAAGACUCUUGUAAAGAAUUAUUAGAAACUUUAGGCAAAGUCAAAAGUAUUUGCAGCAAAAUAAAGGCCUAUUCUGCUCUUAUUUAAAGUGAAGCACUGUAUACUUGUUCCUCUCCAAAGUGAAAUUAGGUAUUUAUAAUUUCAAUUGCCUUGGUAAGUUUCCAAGUCACUGAUUUCUGCUGAAGAUUUUACUAUAUUGUUGCACAAUUUUAAGAUAAUUUUUGUCUCAAUGUCAACUUUUUUCACUGAAUAAAAAUUUAACUGGGUCAAAAAACCACCUACUUGAAAAUCCACUCUCUAUGUGUGUCUGGAGUUGUUCUUUUGAGUGCAAUAAAGAUGACUAACGUGGUC
This is a messenger RNA of Sciurus carolinensis (gray squirrel), 9933 nucleotides long. It is a transcript of the gene Sorl1, whose product is annotated as sortilin related receptor 1. The record is from RefSeq and is a predicted model, not a curated record. Gene Ontology annotation, cellular component: membrane; Golgi apparatus. Gene Ontology annotation, biological process: protein targeting to lysosome; protein retention in Golgi apparatus; post-Golgi vesicle-mediated transport. The transcript has 49 exons. Gene Ontology annotation, molecular function: protein binding. NCBI's taxonomy places the organism in Eukaryota, Metazoa, Chordata, Mammalia, Rodentia, Sciuridae. Bases 258 to 6902 code for a protein of 2214 amino acids.